GAGCGGCUGGGCCCCCGGCGGCGCGGUCCUCGGUCUGGCCGGGAGUCGCGCCAGUCGGAACGCCCAGGCGAGCGCCGCCAGCCUCCCUCUCAGCGUCCCUCCUUGCGGAGUGCAACCAGCGGGCAUGAGCGAUCCACCAGAGGCUCCGCCACCGGCUCCGGUAGGCCGCGGGUAAAGAAGAAAGGCCGUCCUCGCUCGACCCGGAGCGAGAAGGGGACCCGGCGCAAAGAGACGACCCAGGCCGACGAGGCGGCCAAGGGCAAGCAGGCAACCAGGGCCAAGCAGGCGUCCCGGAGCAAGGACAAGGAGGUGACCACGGCGGAGGAGGUGGCCGGGACCAAGGAGGUGGCCGGGACCAAGGAGGUGGCCGAGACUGAGGAAGUAGCCAGGAUCGAGGAGCUGCCCAAAGCUGAGGAGGUGGCCCGGGUCGAGGAGGUGGCCCGGAUCAGAGAAGUGGUCCGGACCAGAGAGGUACCCCGAACCAGAGAGGUGCCGCGGACGAGAGAGGUGCCCCGGGCCCGACAGCUCAUCUACACGGCGGAAGUGAUCCUGCCUGCCGAUGUGCCCCAGACCGCGCAGCUGACCCAGGCCCCGGAGGUGACCCAGGCCACGGUGGUGAUCCAGCCCGAGGAGGUAACCCAGCCCUGGGAGUUGACCACCGCCAAGUUGACCCGGAGCGAGUACAUGAUUCCAAUCGAGGUGGCGACCCAGACCGAGGACAUGGCAGCAAGCGGGCUCAACGUGACCGUCACCCACAGUGAGCGCCGGGUGGCCAGGGGGGUGGGCUCGAAGUGGGGUUCUGAACUUGGCAAGCGUGAAGCAUAG
This is a messenger RNA of Dipodomys ordii (Ord's kangaroo rat), 825 nucleotides long. Its product is annotated as BAG family molecular chaperone regulator 1-like. The record is from RefSeq and is a predicted model, not a curated record. Lineage: Eukaryota; Metazoa; Chordata; Mammalia; Rodentia; Heteromyidae. The transcript has a single exon. The annotation marks the transcript as partial.